CUUAUCAAUGAAAGAGAAGUCAGCAAAAAAUAAAAGUAGGCAAAAACUUUAGUCGUUUUGACAUAAUUUAGUCACUUUUUUCCGACUUUUUUUCCCGAUAAAGUGGUUUGAACUACAGAUUGCUAAUUUACUCCAGGUUUAAGCGAGGCAACAAAGCCGAUGCAUCGCUUAUCUCAGUCUUUUAAUGAGGAUUUACACCACGUAUUUGUGAUGGCUGUGAUGAUUUGCUAGUGAUGUGAUUGAUUUCCAAGCGUAUGCGGACAGAUAAAUGUUUUUUUUUAACAACCAAUAAAAAUUCAGAAAACGCUACCAUUUUUAUUCUGAUAGAAAUCGAAAAUACAAAGCGAAACGUUGGCAUCUUCGGUGCGUAAGCAGUCUUUAUUAUGACCGGUUUAUUCCAUUGUUUUCUCCAAAUAAAAUCGAAUAUAAACCUCAAACGUUGACUUAUAAAAACGACCAUCAAGAGGAAGAAUAUAAGGAACCAUAAAAGCAGAUAAAGAUAAGGAUAAUGCUUAAGUUUAGCAAGAUAAGUCGUAUAAUAAAGUAACAAAAAAAUAAUUGUCUCCUCUUGUCUUCAUCUAAUUAAAAAGCUCAAGAAGAUGGUAAACAAACAUAAUUCUCCGUCGUAGCUAGUUUCUCCUCCUAUAUAAAAGAGAACCUUUUAUGUGACAUUUCUCCCUAGAGAAUAGGAAAGUAAUAUAACGUUUUCGUGUAGUGUGUUCACAUAAUGGCUUUUAUGUUUCAACAAAUAAAAAGUAAACACGCUUGAAGUUGUUAUUGUACCUCUUCCCACAAUUAUCUCACGAAAUGCAAAACAUUGCGAAAGGUCAUCAACCGCAACUCAUGAUCAAAUUGUUUAACUUCACAUAAUAAAUCUAAGUAAACCCCAUGUGAGAAACACUUGCGAUAUGACGGUCAACUUUAUUAUUAUUGCGGUAAAAAUAACUCUUCACAGAUCAAGUGGCUUUUGUGUCAACGUAGCGAUCUUGUUAUAACGUUACAUAAAGGGAAAGUCAGGAGCAAAUCGAGCAUAAGUGUGGAGGUUUGAAAACAUGAGUAGUACAGAAAUGGCUAUUGAUCAAAGAUUUGUAUUUUCAGAUAACAUGAUUAUUCGCUGCAGAUUUAUAAAGAAUGAUUAUAUCCCUGUGGAAAUUCUAGAUUUGGACGAUAUUUUGACGAAGAUUAAAGAACUGCUGUGUAAGAGAAUUACGUAUCGGCGUUCGGAGUCAGACUUCACGAAUUUUGAACAUGGUUCUAUUCGCGAUCGAUUAUUAAAUACUCGAAGAAACAGCCAACCUAAUAUUUUUAAAAGUAAAUCCAGUGAUCAUAUAGUGUCAUGUGAUUCAGUCACGAAUUCAGUUAUUUUACGCAUGUCACCAAUGAUGCGAGAAAACAGAAAUUCCGAAAAACGAUAUUCUACUGGACAAAUCAGAGACGAAGUAUUAAAGCCUGAUAAAAAUAUGAAUACGAAAGACUCGCCUCUUUCUGCUGGAAGUAAAACAUGUAGAGGAAUUGACACAUGUCUUAACGACAAUCCUUCAGAUUACGUCCACAUUGCUACGUUUAAAUAUUUAAAAGAAGCAGAACUAUUUUUACUGAGACUGAAAGAAGUAAAAAAGACAGUGGCUGUGGAGAUCGACGUCAGCGAGACGAAAAUCAUCUCCAUAUCCUAUCAACAGUUGCAAAAUUUUAAUCAAGAGUUUAUGAUGCUGGACUUGAAGACCAGCAAUCAUAUGUUUUUCUUGAGGCCUUUCUAAAGGCGUCGUCUCCAAAAGGGUGUCACCAGUGCAAAGCUACACCGUUUUAAAGAAAAAACUUUGAAGAGAGGUGGAAAGUAAAUAUUAAUUUCCUCUAUCUGUCAGAGAAAAAAAUAUCUCCGUAAUAUUAUAGAGCUAGUCGCUCUGGAAAUUCGAAGUAUUCCGUGAAGUACGAAAUAAAGAUGGUUACUAAAUGUUACCUAGAAAAGCACGCAGAAAAAUAAAAACAAGAACGAUAUAUUCGGAUGUUUGCCAGAUUAAAUCCGAUAACGAAACUUGAUAACAUUAUUCUUGUGCGAACAAAUACUGUAUAUGAAAAAUACAAACAGACUUAAAUAUAUAAUAAACAUCAACACAAAAAUAAAAUACUUAUUUACACUACAA
Hydractinia symbiolongicarpus is the source of this 2141-nucleotide messenger RNA. RefSeq lists its product as uncharacterized. The transcript has 2 exons. The coding region runs from base 1053 to 1757 and encodes 234 amino acids. Lineage: Eukaryota; Metazoa; Cnidaria; Hydrozoa; Anthoathecata; Hydractiniidae. The record is from RefSeq and is a predicted model, not a curated record.